This is a messenger RNA of Cyanistes caeruleus (blue tit), 2486 nucleotides long. Lineage: Eukaryota; Metazoa; Chordata; Aves; Passeriformes; Paridae. The record is from RefSeq and is a predicted model, not a curated record.
UCGGCUUUCCUAUUGCAUUUGGCUUUGUUGUGGAUGCCAUGAAGAUGAAGUUUCACCUGCUCUUUUUCACUCUUUUUAUCUUGGUUCCAGAGAACCAUGUCUUCACUAUUCCAAGGGAUGAAGUUUUGUGGGCUCUCCCACAAACUGAUGAACAAGUUAAAGCUCUUCAGGACUUACUGAACACCUCUGAGGUCAUUCUCUGGCAACCUGUUGUGGUUGAAAACAUCAAGAAGGACAGAGAAGUCCAUUUCUAUGUCAGGGCAUCCAACAUAAAUAGCAUAAAAGCUCAGUUAAGGCAACUGACCAUCCAACACAAAGUCUUGAUGGGAGAUGUUCAAGGAAUUAUUGAAAAACAGACUGUCAAUGACACAAUCAAUGCUCGCGGAUCUUCCUCAUACUAUGAAAACUACCACUCAAUGAAAGAAAUAUAUCGUUGGAUGGAGGAAGUAGUGAAAGUCCACUCUGAUCUCCUCCAGAAAAUAUAUAUUGGAUCAUCCUAUGAAAAGCGACCGCUUUAUGUUCUGAAGAUUUCUAAAAGCACGGAAAAAUCAAAAAAUGCCAUAUGGAUUGACUGUGGUAUCCACGCUAGAGAAUGGAUUUCUCCUGCUUUUUGCCUGUGGUUCAUAGGUCAUGUAAUCCACGUGCGUGAGAGAGAUCAGAUCAUGACAACCCUUCUGGAGCACUUUGAUUUCUACAUCAUGCCCGUGAUAAACGUGGAUGGCUAUGAGUACACAUGGAGCCACCCCUCUAAUCGCCUGUGGAGAAAAAGCCGCUCAUCGCAUGGUAACAGCAAGUGCAUUGGUACUGACAUGAACAGGAAUUUUGAUGCACACUGGUGUGGUCCAGGAGCAUCUCACUCUGAAUGCCAGGAGAUUUACUGUGGACCCUACCCAGAGUCUGAGCCUGAAGUGAAAGCAGUGGCUCGCUUUGUCAGAGACCACAAAGACACCAUUAAAGCCUACAUAACCAUGCACUCCUACUCCCAGAUGGUGUUGUUUCCAUAUUCUUACACUAUGAACAAAAGCAAAGACCAUGAGGAGCUGGAAAGCCUGGCACAGAAAGCAGCUAAAGCUAUAAAGAGGACGACUUGGAAAACUUACAGACCUGGUGCUGGUGCACAAACAAUCUAUUUAGCUCCUGGAGGGUCUGACGACUGGGCUUACGAUCUUGGCAUUAAAUAUUCUUUUACCUUUGAGCUUCGUGACACAGGAACUUACGGAUUUUUGCUUCCUUCUCGAGAAAUCAAGCCAACUUCCUUAGAAGCACUUUCUGCUGUCAAAGAGAUAGCUCAACACGUUCUACAAAAUUUGUGAUGUUGAAUAUAAUUUAUUCCAGCAUGACUGCAAUUAGCUAUUUACAAAAAUGUAAUAAAAAAAAUCUUGCUCCUUUAUUAAAAUUCUUUCUACAUAGGCAAAACCCCAGAAUGACUGCACCCCAUGUAUUCUAGAACACAUCCACUUUUUUCAGCCAAACUUAUAGAUCUACAAUGGUAGCUCACUGCACAGGUAUAAUCGCGAGAGCACAGUGUAAGGGGAAAAAAGCACACAUGUCCCACGAUGGUGAGCUGAAAGUGUCUCUGACUGACACAGGGCACACUGGGCAGACUCCAUCCAUAGGAGAGAUUCCGCCAUUUAGGUCACUUGUGUUAUUAGAGGAUUUUGUUACAAGAGCACAACCCCACUUCUCCUGUCCGAUGCGAAGGAGGAAGGGUGUUCGCAGCAAGGCGAGGACACACAGGUGGCCAAACCACCGAGCGGCAGCUCCCCACAGGCUGCUCCACUACAAUCAGCCAAGUCCACCCUGCAGCCAAGGGAUUUUUGCAGCACAGCACUGGCCUGAAGACUCUGUAAGACCUUUGUAAGGUGACAGGACAAGGGGCGAUGCUUUUAAACCAAAAUUGGGCAGGUUUAGAUUGAGAAAGGUUUUAUUUACAAUGAGGGUGGUGUGGCGCUGGCAUAGGUUGCCCAGAGAGGUGGUGGAUGCCCCAUCCCUGGAAACAUUUAUAGACGGGUUGGAUGGGGCUCUGAGCAAGCUGUUCUAGCUGAAGAUCAUGGAAACACAGAUUCAGUGAGGUUGGAAAAGACCUCUGGGAUCACUGAGUCCAAGAUAGAAUCCAACACCACCCUGUCAAUCAGACCAGGGCACUGAGUGUCACCUACAGUAUUUCCUUUAACAAAUUUCCUUUAAAGUAUUUCGUUUAAAACUUAUAAGUUUUCAGCUACAGAGACUCCACCACCUCCCUAGACAUCCAUUUCAAUGUUUAAUCAUCGUUUUUUGUCUGGCAUUUCUUCCAGGUGUUCAACUUGAACUUCCAUUAGCGCAGCUUAAUACUCGGUCUUCUCGUCCGAGCAGUCUCGUCCUGUUACUUGCUGCCAGGGAGAAGUGACCGCUCCCACCAGACUAAAUCUCCUUUCAGGUGGCCGUAGGGAGCGAUAAACUCGCCCCUCAGCCUCCUCCAGGCGACACGUCCCCAGCCCCUCCACCCA